CCCGCGCCCCCACAACAGCCGCCCCGGACCGAGGCGGCGCCCCCCGAGGCGACCGACGAGUGCGGCCCGCGGGCCCGGCUCCGCAGCCGCGACAGCUCGUGCGGCCGCCCGGGCACCCCGGGCGCCGCGAGCACAGCCAAGGGCAGCCCAAAUGGCGAGUGCGGGCGCGGCGAGCCGCAGUGCAGCCCAGCGGGUCCGGAGGGCCCGGUGCGGGGGCCCAAGGUGUCGUUCUCGUGCCGCGGUGCGGCCGCCGGGCCCGCGCCGGGGCCGGGCGCUGGGCCAGCGCCGGCGGAUGAAGCGGGCAGCGAGGAGGCGGGCCCGGCCGGGGAGCCGCGCGGCAGCCAGGCCAGUUUCAUGCAGCGCCAAUUCGGCGCGCUCCUGCAGCCUGGCGUCAACAAGUUCUCGCUGCGGAUGUUUGGCAGCCAGAAGGCCGUGGAGCGAGAGCAGGAGCGUGUUAAGUCAGCGGGGGCCUGGAUCAUCCAUCCGUACAGCGACUUCAGGUUCUACUGGGACUUCACCAUGCUGCUGUUUAUGGUGGGAAACCUCAUCAUCAUCCCCGUGGGCAUCACCUUCUUCAAGGAUGAGACCACGGCCCCGUGGAUCGUGUUCAAUGUGGUAUCGGACACUUUCUUCCUUAUGGACCUGGUGCUCAACUUCCGCACGGGCAUAGUGAUUGAAGACAACACAGAGAUCAUCUUGGACCCCGAGAAGAUCAAGAAGAAGUACCUGCGCACAUGGUUUGUGGUGGACUUCGUGUCCUCCAUCCCUGUGGACUACAUUUUCCUCAUUGUGGAGAAAGGCAUCGACUCUGAGGUCUACAAGACGGCGCGUGCCCUGCGCAUUGUGCGCUUCACUAAGAUCCUCAGCCUUUUGCGGCUGCUGCGUCUGUCACGCCUCAUCCGCUACAUCCACCAGUGGGAGGAGAUCUUCCAUAUGACCUAUGACCUGGCAAGCGCAGUCAUGCGCAUCUGCAACCUCAUCAGCAUGAUGCUCCUGCUGUGCCACUGGGAUGGCUGCCUGCAGUUCCUGGUGCCCAUGCUGCAGGACUUCCCGCGCAACUGCUGGGUCUCCAUCAACGGCAUGGUGAACCACUCAUGGAGCGAGCUCUACUCCUUUGCGCUCUUCAAGGCCAUGAGCCACAUGCUGUGUAUUGGGUACGGCCGGCAAGCUCCUGAAAGUAUGACUGACAUCUGGCUGACCAUGCUCAGCAUGAUUGUGGGUGCCACCUGCUACGCCAUGUUCAUCGGCCAUGCCACCGCCCUCAUCCAGUCACUGGAUUCCUCACGGCGCCAGUACCAGGAGAAGUACAAGCAGGUGGAGCAGUACAUGUCCUUCCACAAGCUACCUGCCGACUUUCGCCAGAAGAUUCAUGACUACUAUGAACACCGCUACCAGGGCAAAAUGUUCGACGAGGACAGCAUCCUGGGAGAGCUCAAUGGGCCCCUGCGGGAGGAGAUUGUCAACUUCAACUGCCGGAAGCUGGUGGCUUCAAUGCCACUGUUUGCCAAUGCUGACCCCAACUUUGUCACAGCCAUGCUGACCAAACUCAAGUUUGAAGUCUUCCAGCCGGGUGACUACAUCAUCCGUGAGGGCACCAUUGGCAAGAAGAUGUACUUUAUCCAGCAUGGCGUGGUUAGCGUGCUCACCAAGGGCAACAAGGAAAUGAAGUUGUCUGAUGGCUCCUAUUUUGGGGAGAUCUGCCUGCUCACUCGGGGCCGGCGCACGGCCAGUGUGCGGGCUGACACCUACUGCCGCCUCUACUCACUGAGUGUGGACAACUUCAAUGAGGUGCUGGAAGAAUACCCCAUGAUGCGACGUGCCUUUGAGACCGUCGCCAUUGACCGUCUAGACCGCAUUGGCAAGAAGAACUCGAUCCUGCUCCACAAGGUGCAGCACGACCUCAACUCGGGCGUGUUCAACAACCAGGAGAACGCCAUCAUCCAGGAGAUCGUCAAGUAUGACCGUGAGAUGGUGCAGCAGGCCGAGCUAGGUCAGCGCGUUGGCCUCUUCCCGCCUCCACCACCACCACAGGUUACCUCGGCCAUUGCCACGCUGCAGCAGGCUGUGGCCAUGAGCUUCUGCCCACAGGUGGCGCGCCCGCUUGUCGGGCCAUUGGCCCUGGGCUCGCCACGCCUCGUGCGCCGUCUGCCCCCAGGGCCCGCGCCUGCUGCCUCGCCCGGGCCCGCGGCCCCUACCAGCCCCCCGGGCGCGCCUGCCAGCCCUCGGGUGCCGCGGACCUUGCCCUAUGGCGGCACGCCCGGCUCGCCUGCUGCUCCCCGGGCUGGGCCUGCCCUGCCUGCACGCCGCCUGAGUCGCGCGUCUCGCCCGCUGUCCGCCUCACAGCCCUCGCUGCCCCACGGGGCGCCCGGCCCCACGGCCUCAGCGCGCCCAGCCAGCAGUUCCACGCCACGCCUGGGGCCCGCGCCCGCAGCACGGGCCGCUGCGCCCAGUCCGGACCGCAGGGACUCGGCCUCGCCCGGCGCUGCCGGUGGCCUCGACCCGCUGGACUCCGCGCGCUCGCGCCUCUCGUCCAACUUGUGACCCUCGCCAUGCCGCCCCUCGGCCAGGGCUGGCCAGGGGUGGCCUGUCAUUCAGACCAAAGCCAUGCCAUUGCGCGCUGCCCCGCGCCUGCCCGCCCCAGAAGCCAUAGAGACAGUAGGUAGUUGUAGUCGGAUGGGCGGGCUAGGCUGGCGGGGGAGCCUCCUCCAAACCCCCAGCCAUCACCCCUCACCGCCCUGCGCCCACCCCCAUUGCCCCUGGCCCCCAUCCCCCCAGCCUCGUGUGCGCGUGCGUGCGAGGGGCUCUCUUCACCUCGGUGCCUCAGUACCCCCAACUGUAAGGUGGGAAAGGGGUGGCCGGUGGCCUGGAGGAGACGGCUGUGCAGUCCAGCCCGCCCCCACCUCUUAGGUGGCUUUACGAUGAGGAUUGUUUUUUAAGUGCAAUACUUGGCCUGCUGGCUUCCUGCUGCCCCCACCGCGCUCACGCAAUAACCGGCCUGGCUCUGUCCCUGUGUGCCCCAUGGUGCCCUCCCUGGAGUGGGAAGCUCCCAGCACCGCGCCAGGAGAGGGGUGGGCCAUCCUGGCCGUGAGGGCAAGGCCGGGGUUCAACGUGGUGAUGAAUGUACUGAUGAGGCGAGGAAGCAGCGCCCCCACCGCGGCCCCCCGCCCCAUUAACCUUCACACUCCCAUUCCGCGCAAUAAACGACAGCAUUGGCGCC
Otolemur garnettii (small-eared galago) is the source of this 3217-nucleotide messenger RNA. RefSeq names its product hyperpolarization activated cyclic nucleotide gated potassium and sodium channel 2 (gene HCN2). The transcript is spliced from 8 exons. Gene Ontology annotation, cellular component: membrane. The coding region runs from base 355 to 2541 and encodes 728 amino acids. The record is from RefSeq and is a predicted model, not a curated record. NCBI's taxonomy places the organism in Eukaryota, Metazoa, Chordata, Mammalia, Primates, Galagidae. Gene Ontology annotation, biological process: potassium ion transport; transmembrane transport. Gene Ontology annotation, molecular function: voltage-gated potassium channel activity.